Messenger RNA from Aspergillus ochraceoroseus IBT 24754, 582 nucleotides. RefSeq lists its product as uncharacterized. The transcript is spliced from 3 exons. The record is from RefSeq and is a predicted model, not a curated record. NCBI's taxonomy places the organism in Eukaryota, Fungi, Ascomycota, Eurotiomycetes, Eurotiales, Aspergillaceae. The coding region runs from base 1 to 582 and encodes 193 amino acids.
AUGGUAGCACUGGCACUACUUGAGUCGUCGGGGGCUAUUACUCUGAUUGAUUUGGGAUUUGGGACUACCCAAGAUACCCCAGAAGGAGGAAUUGUCCGACCAUGCUUAUGGCGUACUGGCUGGGUAUCCGUCAGAAUCCACGCGCUGAGCCCAUCUGAAACAGAACAGGUGCAGAGAUCGUCACCGGAGAAGCAGGUGUCAAUGCUUCGCAGUCUCCCGUUUCUGAACCAAACCUUGUGUGUCCGGAUUCGAUUCUCUGGCUCUGAAGGUAGUAUCUUGAAGUUCCUUGACCAGGCUGCAGGAAUGCAUCUCACACGGCGGCAACCCCCCGCGCCUUCACGCCUUGUCCAACUUGACCAUUCCAAGGAUCAGUUAGGUGGCUUCGCUGGGGCGCAGCAAUCGGCCAUCCCCGAAACCCUGCCGCGAAAAAUAAUAUCGGAUGAAUUAUCAUGGAUGAUUAUUAUAGUGAACCAGUCUGGAUACUUUUCCGAAUUUUCGAGGGUCUCUUCCGCAGGGAUGAAACAUCCGAUGCGCUAUUCUGCGCUAUUCUGGUGUAUCGCACUCGCUCGUUCAAGACGCUGA